Molecule: messenger RNA, 2446 nt
Organism: Anthonomus grandis grandis
Lineage: Eukaryota; Metazoa; Arthropoda; Insecta; Coleoptera; Curculionidae
Product: alanine aminotransferase 1
Exons: 7
Coding region: 478-2043 (521 amino acids)
Biological process (GO): biosynthetic process
Molecular function (GO): L-alanine:2-oxoglutarate transaminase activity; pyridoxal phosphate binding
Source: RefSeq, a predicted model, not a curated record
GGACUCGAUCUCAGUUCCAUAGUUUAAUGUCGUAAUAAAUAAACUGAUCUCGGGCCACCCGGCACACUUUAAAAAUAAUUUUAAGUCAAAGUCAAAAUUGACCAGUAGCGCAAUUACAAUUAGAGUUUUGGUAAAAUUUGCAGUGCAGUGAGUGCAACAGUGAUCGAAUCAACAACACAAGGUUGACCGCAUCCCAAUCAGAUUAUUACAUAACGGGUCGUCCGGUUAUAUAACCAAACCAAUCGAAAAAUUAAUAGGUGUGAUUUAUCGCGCAUGUAGUUUACCGGCCUUGUGCGACUUUCAAAAAAAAAAAAAAAAAUUGGAUCCACACAAAAUUUCCACAAUCGCUUAUCCCGCUAAUGUGAUUGGUCAAAUUUUUAAACAAUUAGCGGCAUCUGUUAAAUUCCACCAAUACCGGGUCGUUUUUUUUCCUCCCAUUAAUUUUUUAAUUUGUCCUUUGUUUGGAAACCUUUUGACAUGAGUAUGAGAGGGAACUUCACGUCAGUCCGACAGAUCAAGUCGGCCGUGGGUGAAUUUCGUGAGUUUCUUUCGAAUACCCAAAGGAAGGGCCUCGCGGGAACCCUAAAAUACAGAAAUAUGGCGGGCGCUGCACCUUCCCUUACUCUGGACAACAUGAACCCCAACAUUAAAGCCUUGGAAUAUGCUGUCAGAGGACCCUUGGUCAUAAGGGCUGGAGAAAUUGAAAAGGAAUUGGAGAAAGGUGUCAACAAACCAUUCAAAGAAGUUUUAAAGGCAAACAUUGGCGACUGUCAUGCCAUGGGACAACAACCAAUCACGUUUAUCAGAGAAGUGUUGGCGUUGGUUUCUUUGCCGAAACUUUUAGACGACCCUAGGUUUCCGGAAGAUGCUAAAGAACGGGCCAGAACAAUUCUGAAAGGCUGUAGAGGCCACUCUGUUGGAUCAUAUACAGACUCUCCUGGAAUAGAAGUCAUUAGAAAACAUGUUGCCGAGUAUAUUGAGAGGAGGGAUGGACAUCCUUCUGAUUGGCAAAAUGUUUUUAUAAGUGCAGGAGCUAGUGAUUCAAUCAAGAACGUUUUGAAACUUUUAAUUUGCCCAGUUAAUGGCAAGCCCCCUGGUGGCUUGAUCCCCAUCCCCCAAUAUCCUUUGUAUUCAGCCACAUUCGCCGAGUUUGGCAUCAAUCAAAUAGGUUAUUAUUUGGACGAAUCUAGAAAUUGGGGACUAGAUAUUGCUGAACUUCAGAGGGCAAUUACCGAGGCAAGAAAAGUUUGCAAUCCCAGAGCCCUGGUGGUCAUCAAUCCAGGCAACCCCACUGGCAGCGUCUUGUCCAGAGAAAAUAUUGAGGAAGUUAUCAAAUUUGCUUAUAAGGAAAAACUGUUCUUAUUAGCCGAUGAAGUAUAUCAAGAUAAUGUGUAUGCUGAAGGAUGCAAGUUCCAUUCAUUCAAAAAGGUUUUAGUUGAAAUGGGAGAACCUUAUAGCAGCAUGGAGCUGGCCAGUUUUAUGUCAUGCUCCAAGGGGUACAUGGGAGAAUGUGGAUUGAGAGGAGGUUAUGCUGAGGUAAUCAAUAUGGAUCCUGAAGUUAAAAAAAUGUAUAUGAAAGCUAUGAGUGCUAUGUUGUGCCCGACUGUAUUAGGUCAGGCUUGCUUGGAUACUGUUGUCAAACCACCACAGCCUGGAGAACCUAGUUAUGAACGUUUUAUUAAGGAAAAGCAAGGUGUCUUAGAUGAUCUUAAGCUCAGAGCUAAAAUGGUUGCAGACACAUUCAAUUCAAUGGAAGGGUUCAGCUGUAACACCGUUCAAGGCGCAAUGUACGCCUUUCCCAGAAUAACUCUACCCCCCAAAGCUAUCGAACAAGCGAAGAAAGAAGGAAAACACGCCGACGUGUUCUACGCUUUUGAAUUAUUAGAAAAUACCGGUAUUUGUAUAGUACCCGGUUCCGGUUUCGGACAACAACCCGGUACUUAUCACUUUAGGACCACUAUUUUACCACAAACCGAAAAACUGAAAGCCAUGCUUGCCAAGUUCGAGGAAUUCCAGGCUUCUUUUAUGAAAAAGUAUUCGUAACUUUAAAAUGUCGCCGUUAGUCGGGUUCUAGUAAUAACAUGUUGGUCUGUCGCAAAGCAAUUAUUAUUAUUAUUAUUCGAGUAAUUCAUUUGUAAAUUAAUUGAAUAUUUCCGCUGUGUUGGGAUGUUUCACAUUUUUAUAGAUCCUGCUAAAAUUGUGGAUCAAAUUGGCUUUUAUUAUAUAAUACUGUUUAUAUGUGUGCAUGACCCACUUUUUUUGACUUUAAAGAUUUUCUUUUUGAUUGUUUUUAAUAAAUAUUAAGCUCGAUGUAUACUCUCUUCCUUUUGUUUAAAAUGUUUACUGCGAUUUUGUUGGUGGUUAUAUUUUGUUUUUAAGUUAAUUAUUGAAAAUAUUACUGUAUUGUGAAAAAGUGAUUGUAUGACAUUAAAAAUGUAUUGUUGCA